Molecule: messenger RNA, 6487 nt
Organism: Gadus morhua (Atlantic cod)
Lineage: Eukaryota; Metazoa; Chordata; Actinopteri; Gadiformes; Gadidae
Gene: cfap44
Product: cilia and flagella associated protein 44
Exons: 34
Coding region: 11-5449 (1812 amino acids)
Molecular function (GO): protein binding
Source: RefSeq, a predicted model, not a curated record
UCAAACAAAGAUGGCCUCGGACGAUGGCUUAUCCCAGACCCAAACAAAUGUUUUACCCAGAGCACAACAAGAUGCUGAGAGUAAUGGGGUCUCGCCAGAGCAGCCGGAGAACGAGGAGGAUGUGGCCACCAGGCUUCCUGUCGACAUGUACUACCAGUACGAUGAACUCUACUCCAAACCCUUUGCAACGCCAGACUCAGACAUUCCUGAGAAUCUACUAAACCUCUCUCACUCGUUCGGAUAUGACUGUGGACGCAGAGCCAACCUACAGCUGCUGGACGAGAGCACCCUGGCCUUCAUCGCGGGGAACGUCCUGGUUAUGCUGGACAUUUCCACUAAGCAGCAGCACUACCUUCGCUCGUGUAGCGGCGGAGGGAUCGGCGCCAUCAUGUCCCACCCCAGCAAAGAAUACUUUGCUGUGGCGGAGAAGGGCCACCAGCCUUUCAUCGUGGUCUACGAAUAUCCCUCACUACAGCCCUACCGCAUCCUGCGAGGUGGUACCGCGCUAGCGUACAGUUACGUGGAUUUCAGCCCCGACGGCUCCCUGCUGGCCAGUAUGGGCAGUGCGCCCGACUACAUGCUGACCCUUUGGGACUGGAAACAUGAGCAGGUGGUGUUGCGCUGCAAGGCCUUUUCCCAGGAGGUCUACAGAGUGACCUUCUCCCCAGAAAACCCAGCACAUAUGACCACCUCAGGAUCUGGACACAUCAAAUUUUGGAAAAUGGCCAGCACGUUUACCGGCCUCAAGCUGCAAGGGCUUCUGGGAAUGUUUGGGAAGACAUCCCUCACUGACAUUGAAUGCUAUGUGGAACUACCUGAUGGAAAGGUGGUGUCGGGCUCAAAGUGGGGCAACAUGCUGGUGUGGGACGGGGGUCUGAUCAAGGUGGAGGUCUGUCGCAAGAAUAAGAAAACCUGCCACGCAGGGACCAUCCAGCAGUUUUCCCUGGACAAGGGCGAGCUCAUGUCCAUAGGAGCGGAUGGAGCUAUCAGGACGUGGGACUUUGAGAUCCUCAACACCGCCAACGCAAGCAACGACAGCGGCCUGUUUGAGAUGGAGCCCAUGAACGAGCUCCGGAUGGGGGGCAACGCCAGCCUCUGCUCCCUGGUCAAGAGCUCUGUGCCAGAAUCUUCCAUCUGGUUUGCACAGGACUCUAAUGGGGGAGUUUGGAGACUGGAUCUCUCCUUCUCCAAUAUUUCUGAGGAGCCCACGUGUCUGUUUACCUGUCAUGCUGGGGUCAUCCAGGGAAUGGAUGUCUCCAGGGCAAGUCACCUGAUGGCCACUACCGCUCUGGACUGCUCCGUCAAGGUUUUUGACUUUUUGUCCAAAACUGAACUGACCUGCAGCCAAUUCAAACAAGGCGGGACUGCACUCAUCUGGGCUCCAUCUUUGGUGAACGAGAAAGGCGGCUUGCUGGUGACGGGCUUCCAGGAUGGGGUUGUGCGGCUGCUGGAGCUGUUAGACCCCCAGGGGGUGCACGCACUGGCGGGCAGCGGGGACGCCGAGCUACGCCUCAAACAGGCCCUGAAGCCCCACAAUGCACCUGUGACCGCCAUCGCGUACGAGCGCAACGGGGAGGUGCUGGCCACAGGGAGCGCCGAAGGCACUGUGUUCUUCUUCGCCGUCGGGGAGGAGUACAAGCCUAUUGGUCUCAUCAAUGUCCCGGGACCGGUCCAGGGACUGGAGUGGUCCCCGUACUCUGACUGCAAGAGUACUCUCCUGGUGUUCUGUCGAAGUGGCCAUGUGGUGGAGGUGCAGCCUCCAGAGCCAGUGGACCAGAAUACCGCUAAGACGUACCGGCUGUCUGGGCUGCCCACCAGAACCUUCCACUUCAGGAGCAUCAGGUCUCGCAUUAAGAGGGAAGAAGAAGUGGCCCGUCGCCGAGUUAUUAAGGAGGCGAGGAGGAUCAAGAGCGAGGAGCGGCGGAGGAAGGCGAAGGAGCAGGGCCUAGAGCCCACAGAGGAGGACCUGCAGGAGGAGGAGGACGACGAAGGAGACCUACCUUCUAUCUUCAUCCCUGAACCCCCUAGUCCUCUGUUCUGUGGCUUCCGCUCUGAGCCCGGCAUGUUCUGGUUGUCCAUGGGGGGCUACGACUCAGGCUUCCUGUACCACUGCAGGUUCUCUGAGGAGGACCAAGACCGGGACCCCAAGGGGGAGCCCCAGGACGAGCCCUUCGCAUUCCUGGCGGUCCACAAUGCAGACGGCGACCCCAUCCACACCGUGUCCUUCAGCGAAGACCAGCAGCUGAUGCUGUGUGGGAUGCACUCGGGGGUCCUUCGGGCGUACCCGCUGGGCCCCGCGGACCAGCGGAGCCUGUCCUCCCUGGGGGCCUACUGGGCCCUCAGUCUCCACGACAACCAGUACGGCCACCUGCGGCACGCCCGCUUCAGCCACGACGGCCGCUUCGUGCUGACGGCGGGCGAGGACGGCAACAUCUUCUCCCUCAGCGUGCCCCUCCCCCGGGAGCACAGCCCGCCCGGGAGAGAGAGUCCCAGGGCCAAAGUGCCCUCGCCCAGGGAGGGUGUCGAGAUGGAGGGACAGGCGGUAGACAUUGAGGACGCAGCGGCAUACAGCAUUGAGACGGCUAAGCAGCGGCUGGAGUUGGACCGGUUGAAGCAGCAGGCGGAGGCCAGCAAGACGGAGCGGCGUGGGGAGAUGACCCAGCUGAGGAAACGCUUCAGGGAGCUGCUGAGGCUGAACGACGGCCUGCCGGAGCGCGUCCGCCUGCACCGCACGGAGUUUGAGGAGAGGCAGAUGCGCGAUGCGAUGGCGAGGGAGACGGAGGAGCGGGUGGCGGCCACCAGGAGAGAGCUGGCCUGGGAGCAGGAGCGCAACACCAUCGCCCUGGAGAAACUGCAGCAACGGUUCCGGGACGCGGUGUCGUGGGACACCAUAACGGUGUCAGCCGUGGACAGCGAGGACCGUGUCAGCACAUACCGCCUGCCGGCCCAGGUUGAGGUCAGAGGGCACGGGGCCUCUGGCGCCGGGGGGGCCAGGGACGGCCCGGGACAGCCCGGCACGCAGGGCCGCCGGGGGUCCAGGAUGGAGCCCGGGAAAGACGGCGGCAGGAAAGACGCGGCCGGGGAGAGACAGCACGCCUCCCACCUCUCAACGGGGAUGCCUGGGGGCCCCAAGGGGGCCGGCAUGCAGGCAGAGAGGCUCCAGCGUGCGGCCGAGAAGGCUGAGCGAGCCCAGGCGCAGAUCGACACCUGGAAGAAGAAGUGGGCCGAACUUUAUGCCGCCAAGCCGGAUGAGAACUGCGAGGACCCUGCCGACGUGCUGGCCAUCAAGCAGGCCAUAGAGAACAUGGGAGACUUCAAACUGAAGACGGACAAGGACUACAGCGUGCCGGAGCACCUGAGGACCAGCGCCGAUAAGAAGAGGGCCGAUCUGGUGACGCUGGAAGGCCAGGUCUACGCCAAGAAGACGGAGAUGAACGCUCGCGUCGUGGCUCUGCGGGAUGCCAAGGUGCGCCUGGUGUCCCGACAGCGCCGCUGGUCCCGGCGGCUACAGCGGGUCGGGCAGCAGCUGCCGCCGCACCUGGUCCGCCCCCUGCCGGCCCCGCUGGUCCUGCGCCCGGAGGAGGUGCCUGAGAGACGGCUGCAGUACAGCCGCGCCACCCUGGAGCGCUACGCAGCCCUGCGAGCUGACGGGCCCACCAAUCAGACACAGGAAGGGAAAGGUCCGACUCUUCUAGAACAGCUGGAGCAAGAGAUGCUGGGAGCAGAGGAGGAGGAAGAGGAGGACGAAGCUGAGGAAGAGGAUGGAACUCCCUACUCGGCAGUCAAGAGCAACGAUAUUCCAAUGCCUGUCGCAACGGAGCUUGAGAAGGAGUUGAGGAUGGAGCAGGAGAUCCGGUUGACGUACGAGCAAGACUGCCUUCUGGAGCAGAUGGCGGAGGCCAGGGCCGGGUUCGACGGCGAGCUGCGCCUGCUGCGCCACCAGAAGCUGGAGCUGGACUGCCAGGUGAAGCGGGCCGACCUGCAGCACGUCACGCUCUUCCAGGAGCUGCUGCUGCUGCAGGACUUUGAGGACAGCCAGAGCCCGCUGCAGGGGAGGCUGCAGGCGCACAGGGACGACCAGAGGGGCGUCAUGGACCAACUGGAUGGGUGUGGGGAGCAGCUGGAAGCCAAGCGGGAUGACAUUGGAAAGUUGCAGGAGAGCGACCAGGCGAUGAUGGCCGCCCUCCAAGUCUCGGUGGGAAAGAACCACCCGUUUUCAGAUUUCCUCACUCGAGUCUUUAAGAAGAAGAUCAAGCGCGUCAAAGCCAAGGAACCGGGUGAAGAGGAAGAGGAGGAGAUGGACAGUGAGGAGGAGGAGGAUGAAGACUCUGAUGAAGACGACAGCGUUUCCAACAGUGGCGAGGCUCUGGACGACAGCGUCUGUCCUCCCAACUGUGAGCUGGAGCUCUUUGAGAUGGUGAUCCAGAUGAGGGAGCAGCGUCUGGACCUGGAGGACCAUCUGGCCGAGGAAAAGGCCGCGGCAGAGAGCCUGAAGAAGGAGUACGACUCUCUAGCCAAGAAGUUGAAGGUGGUGCAGGCCAGUGUGAAGGCGGCUGAGGAGCAGCUGGAGAUGCUGAGCAGGGAGCUGCAGCAGAGGCUCAACCAGCUGUACGUGGUGGUCCCUCUCAGACUGCACCAGAUUGAGUUUGUGCGUGGCGGCACGGUGCCGUCGGACCUGUCCCAGGCGGUGGUGGUGGGCCGGGGCGUGGUGCCGGGCCUCCAGACGCGGGUCCAGGGGCUGCAGGCAGAGAAGCAGCAGCAGCGGGAGCAGUACCGCCUGGCCCGCCAGCAGAACGUCCUGCUGCUGCGCCACAGGGCCCACAUGGAGGCCCAGCUCCUCGAGGCAGAGCAGCGCUGCACCCUGAAGCAGAUGCAGAAGCUGGGCCGGCUGGUGGACGUGGAGGCCCUGCCCAGCCUGGUGGCCAACAUGAACCUCCAGCAGGAGAAGAGCCGCCUGGACACCCAGCUCAGAGAGGCCGCCCGCGCCAAGGAGGCCAAGCACUGGGAGGCUAAGCUGGACAAGGCUCAACAGGCCUUGAUGGAAGUGACCCGGGCUCACACUGAACGCCUGGUGAAAAAGAACACCCUUAUUUGCGGGAAGAGGAAACUGGAGGAACUGAUGAAAGUCAGGCAGAAGAAAAAGAGGGGGCGGUUUGACGGCCAGCGGCUGCGGGAGGACCUGGGGAGGCUGCGGCGGCUGGUGCGGACCCAGCGGGAGGAAGCGCAGGUCAUCAAGAGGGAGAUCCACAUCCUGUCCCGCAAGGGGGGCCCCGUGCUGCCCCCCCAGCAGCUGACGCCCCGACCACAUCCGGCGGGGCUGCUGCCUCCUCUGCCCCUCCAAGGCGGCUUCGUCGGAAACGUCAGCCCCAAAAUGUGGCCAACCAACCGGCGUGCGGCCCGCAGGACGGACGAGGGCCCGUCGCCUGGCAACCAGCCAGGGGUGAUGUGAAGAGUGGACGGAAACUCAAAUACACCAAGCACACAACGUCAAACGUUGAAAGAGGCUAAGGUCAACUCUGUCACCUGGUUGAAUCACUAUUGAGCGUAGUAAUGUUUUUUUUUAGAUGUAGUAAAAUAAAUGUUUGCUCAACCAGCCUGUCUCUGUGGUGAUACGACCUGUGGGAACACCCGGUUGACUGGGGAAAUAAGCAUGACAAGGUCAUGGUCUCUGUGUGUCCAAUCCAUGCAUGUUUGUGUGAAACAAUGAUCUACUUGGCAGUGCACUAAGUGUUUUACCUAACUUUUGGUUGAUUCUGUGAUAGGGGAGGGAGUGUGUGUAAGUGGGCUUUGAGUUUGGGAUCUUGACGUCGGCUAGACCUGUCUUUUUACGAAUGUGACUUGUGCAAUCCAAUCCCGCCAGAACACAUCUCUUGUCCAUUUUGGCCCUUUUUGUGGUUGCAUACACCCAAGUUAGACUGGGUCGUAUACUGUUAGAGUCUCAGCGUAGUGAAGACACAAUCAGGCCAUGAUCAGAUCAGAACCCCAACUGCUUAAUUAAACCACGCCUCAUGCCCUGAACAGCAUAUCAUGCCUCUCAGGUUACAUAUGAUACUAACAAUAAAAGUGCAGCGUGUAGGAUUUACCCCUCCCAUUCAAACGACGUAUGAGAAGCUGCGGUGGCCUGUACUGGUCUGUUAAGUGCUAGUAGGUACUUCUAUAAAAAGGAGUCAUUGUCUACGACACCAUCAAGUAUCCAAGACUCAAGCAAUGACGUUCAAUUCUUAGUUGUUUAGUCUGUACAUCUUUUGGUCAUAGCUUCCAAGUCAAAUAGCAAUUAUGCAAACAGACAUCAAUAUUCAGAAGUACCUAUUGAAGUGGUUUCAUAGCCUCACUCAAGUAUGGCAUGUGAUGUAUGAAGUGUGAGCCUCACUGCAGUGGGUCGAUGGAUGGGUAGAAGGAUGGAAGGAUGAGGGAAUGGAUAGAAAACUACAUUGGCUCUAUUUUCAAGUUACACUAAAUUAUCAAUAAAAUUAGAUUUUCAAUGCAA